Messenger RNA from Cynara cardunculus var. scolymus (artichoke), 1987 nucleotides. Its product is annotated as calcium-binding mitochondrial carrier protein SCaMC-1-like. Gene Ontology annotation, molecular function: calcium ion binding; ATP transmembrane transporter activity. The record is from RefSeq and is a predicted model, not a curated record. Gene Ontology annotation, biological process: transmembrane transport. NCBI's taxonomy places the organism in Eukaryota, Viridiplantae, Streptophyta, Magnoliopsida, Asterales, Asteraceae. The transcript has 4 exons. Bases 242 to 1735 code for a protein of 497 amino acids.
AUUACCAUUAAAAAGCUUAACAAAUUCGACCCGAAAAAGGACCCGAACCCUUCAAUCGAACGGGUCAAGUUCUAGAAUCUAUUGGGAAAAGAUCCUUCAAUUAUUACUUUCUACGUUUCAGAAAUAUCUCAACCCAAUCUCGGUAUAGAGAUACACAAAUACUCGUAUCUAUAUGCCUAGAUCUGUUCACUUCCAGCAGGAAUCCGCUAUGUAUUUCAUCCAAUAAACAAUUCGUGAUUGUAUGACGUCGCUGGAGAACGAGCAUUCGUCGUCGUCGGAUCAUCGUCGGCCCGUUGGAUGUUGUAAUCCGGUGAAGAAAUCGGGACCGGUAUCCAUGGACCACGUGUUAUCAGCAUUGGGAGAGACUAAAGAAGAACGAGAAUCACGAAUUCGUGGUUUGUUUAAUUUCUUCGAUACAUCAAAUGCAGGAUACYUGGAUUCCGCUCAGAUUGAGGUAGGGUUAUCGGCKUUGCAAAUUCCGGCGGAUUACAAGUAUGCGAAGGAAUUGAUUAGGGUUUGCGAUGCGAAUAGAGAUGGGAGGGUUGAUUAUCUGGAGUUUAGAAGAUACAUGGAUGAUAAGGAGCUUGAGCUUUAUCGUAUUUUUCAAGCCAUUGAUGUCGAACAUAAUGGUUGCAUUUUACCAGAGGAACUCUAUGAUGCUCUUGUUAAGGCUGGGAUAGAACUUAAUGAUGAUGAACUCGCUAGUUUUGUGGAGCGUGUCGACAAAGAUAAUAACGGUAUUAUAACUUUUGAAGAGUGGCGAGAUUUUCUUCUUCUUUAUCCUCAUGAAGCAACUAUUGAAAACAUCUACCAGUAUUGGGAGCGGGUAUCUCUUGUAGAUAUCGGAGAACARGCCGUGAUUCCGGCAGGCAUCAGUAAGCAUGUUCAUGCUAGCAAAUAUUUGAUAGCCGGUGGGGUCGCCGGAGCCGCUUCCCGAACUGCAACGGCUCCGCUUGAUCGUCUUAAGGUGUUACUCCAAGUUCAGACCUCUAAUGCUUCAAUCGGGCCCGCAAUUAAGAGCAUAUGGAAGGAAGGUGGGAUUUUAUCCUUUUUUAGAGGUAACGGGUUGAACGUUGUUAAGGUCGCCCCCGAGAGUGCMAUCAAGUUUUACACUUAUGAAAUGUUCAAGGAUUUCAUUGGAGGAGGAGAUAAGGAUGAUAUAGGGACUUCCGGGCGGCUUCUUGCUGGGGGGAUGGCAGGUGCCGUUGCACAAACUGCUAUUUAUCCGAUGGAUUUGGUGAAGACUCGUUUACAAACUCAUGUUUGUGACGGUGGAAAGGUUCCGAGCUUGGGGAAACUUUCGAAGGAUAUAUGGGUUCAUGAGGGGCCUCGAGCUUUUUAUAAGGGGAUCAUUCCUUCRCUUCUUGGAAUUAUUCCUUAUGCCGGAAUUGACUUGGCGGUCUACGAGACCUUGAAAGAGAUGUCAAAAACAUACAUUUUUCUUGAUAGUGAACCGGGCCCUCUAGCGCAAUUGGGUUGUGGAACAGUUUCAGGGGCCCUUGGAGCCACAUGCGUGUACCCAUUGCAAGUUGUUCGGACAAGGAUGCAAGCGAAUCGGCCAGGUAGAGCCGGUGCGUACAACGGAAUGUCGGACGUGUUCAUGAAAACAUACAAGAACGAAGGGGCAAGAGGUUUCUAUAAAGGGCUUUUCCCAAAUCUUCUCAAGGUUGUACCUGCAGCCAGCAUUACAUAUAUGGUUUAUGAAGCAAUGAAAAAGACACUAGAUCUUGAAUGACUUAGAAAUAAGAAACUAGUCCCAAUGAACCCAUUGUUCAAGUUACGUUUUAUCGAUCGAUAGGUGGUGUUAUAACAACUUCCCACUCGGAAUUUUCUAACGAAGAAGUUGUUUUUUCGAGGGGUGUACCUAGAGUGUUGCAGCAUUGUUGUUCGAUGUAUAUGUUACAAAUUUGUUGUACUAGGGUUAUGCCAGACUCACUGAUUCUUUGUUACAUCAAUACAUGUYGAAUUGUGAUUAUUAUUCUUGUUU